CACGGCGAUGUAAACAACAACAAUAAGCGCCGCUUUGGCAGUUUAGCAUCCGCAAAAAUCGGCAAAAUUAAUGUAAAAUAAUACGAAAAUCUCCCAAAAAUGGGCCGCAAAUGUGCGGUAAACGAUUGCAUCAACAACAAUUCCAAGCACAUCUCCAAAUCGUUCUACGGUUUCCCCAGGGAUAGCGAAACCUGCCUAGCAUGGGUAAAAUUUUGCGGCACCAAGGAACUGGAACUGGUGUUCUUUAGCCAGGGCCCAGAAGGUUUGCAAAAGCUGAAAAUGUGCUCGGACCACUUCGGGCCGGAAUCCUUUCGGAAUUUUCACCUGAAGGAUAAAGGACUGGUGAACGGUGCCAAGCCGGUAUUUCCUGCACAUCGGUUCAAAGAAACGGUGGGAGAGUAUGUAAUAUAUCAUCUCGACUAGAUUGAAUAAGUUU
This is a messenger RNA of Aedes albopictus (Asian tiger mosquito), 436 nucleotides long. RefSeq lists its product as uncharacterized. The coding region runs from base 100 to 423 and encodes 107 amino acids. NCBI's taxonomy places the organism in Eukaryota, Metazoa, Arthropoda, Insecta, Diptera, Culicidae. Gene Ontology annotation, molecular function: sequence-specific DNA binding. The record is from RefSeq and is a predicted model, not a curated record. The transcript has 3 exons.